GCUCGCCAGGUCUUCGCGAGCUCAGCUCAUCAAAAAUCAAAUAUUUCAUCUCCAGUAAUACAACAAUAUGGGUAAGCUUAAGAGAAGAAAGAACCAAAAGGCGAGGGUAAACCCUCUCAGCCGUACGCCAGGAAGCGGUCCUGCGUUGCAAGACCCCAAAAAGGACGAGACUACUCGCCAAACCAAGAUAAUUCCCCUUCUCAACAAACUCAAGUCGUCACCUCCCAACGAAAAAUCAAUGGCUUUGGGAGCAAUCACCGUGUUGUGUGAAGAUGAAAGAAUGAGGAAAAUGCUCUUGAAGGAAAAGCUUGUGGUGACCAUUUUUGAGUCUUGUUUGACCGAUAAUAACGAUGAGAUCGUGGUGGAAUCUUUUGGGUUAAUCCGUAACAUCGGGAUCGAGGAAGGCUUGGAUGUAUUGAAGCAUUUCUGGAGAUUAGAUCUCUGGAAGCACAUAACCGAUGGAUUGAACAAGAUCCAGACCUCCUACAAGCAUGUUAUUACAAAUGGCCCUGGCAAGGACAAGUCCAAGGUCCAGCUCUUGUACGAUUUCACCGAAAACAUCUUAUCCUUGGUCAUGGUGUUGGCAGGAGGCUCCAAUGACCUCUAUGACUCUAUUUUCCACCAGAUUGACCCCAUCUUGAGUUUGGUCUUCGAUUUGAUAAGCAACCAGAGAAACGAAAAGUCUUCCUUGAGAAUCACCACCAAACUAUUCAAUUCAUUAUUGGAGUUCAUCUACGAAUUCUCUACGGAGUCAGACGAGUUCAUUGCUAAACUCAACCAGGAGUCGUUCGAGUUGGGUCCUAUUAUUGAGCAUGUCGAAUCCCACCCUAACCAAUACAAUGAACUCACGCUCACUUACGUGGAGGGCCUCAAGUUCAACUACGGAGGCUCUAAUGGUUACCAGUUGGGUGAAUCGAUCCUCAACAAUAUCUACCAGAUAUUAUCCAACAUCAAUUUACAAGACCUUGCAUCCCACAUCAAGUUGGCAAAUUCCAUUCCCACGAAGGACAAGACCAUGGAUGACAUAACCAAGGAAGGAAACGCCACUCUGCACAGUAAGACCCAGCUUUCCACUUUGGAGGUGUCUCUCGACUUGAUUACUUCUAUUCUAGAGUUUUUGUCGGUAAAUGAGGAAACUGCAUUAGAGGGAGAACCAAUCCAAUUGCCUCCAUCGUUGGUAGACACGUUGUUGAACAAGACAUACCCAAUUCUCACCGAAUUGUUCAAGUUUGAGUUGGCCAACCAAUACAUGCUUAUGUUGACCAACAAGAUCUUGGUCAGUUUGAAUAACCUCGUGUGGUUGAUUUUGUCCACCGAGAACCUCCCAGUGGAAUGGUUCGAGAAGAGCAACGAGAUCUGGACAAUGAUUCUCCAAACUUCGUUCGAGGCCUUGGACCUCCAGAAAAUCAGCUUGAACAUACUCUGGGGCAUUGCCAAGUGCUUGGGCCCAGAGGUACCAAAGAACGAGGCCAUGAUCACAUCGUUGGUCACCAAAGGCCAGGAGCUCAAAUCUGCGGAAAUCAAGGACGAGGCUAUCGAUGUUUACCAAUCGCUUGUGGGGCUCUUGGGAACCUUGGCUGUGGUUGUGGACAAUACUGCAUUGACGGCCCAGAUUUCGCAAUUUCUCUUCGAGUCUAUUGACACUUUCAAAACAUUUGCAAAUCCAUUGGCAACUGAAAUUGUCAUCGAAUCAUUUAACCAGAUCUACGACAUCUUCGGCGACAAGGACUUUGCAUACGAUACCGAGAUUUUUGUGCAGCUAAACUACUUGAGUAAGUUGAGACAACUCGAGCCAGAAAUGAAAGCCUUGUACAAAAAGAUCGACAAGAACAAAUAUGGCCAGUUGAAGCUCAGAGCCGAGGAAGUGUGGAUUAAUUUGGGAAGAUUCAUCCAGUACAAAGAAAGCGAGAGACUGUGAGAUUUGGCAUCGAAUUUAGUAAUGUUGUAGUAAGUGAGGGUCUUCCGCUAUAUUUGGAAUAUACGAUUGUUGUGAGUCCACGCAUGGGUUAUGAUUCCACAGCAGAUAAGUAGACUGGCUAUUGCCUGCGAAUUUGGUUUGCCAGAACCCGUUCAGCAUAAGUCAUGAAGCUGGUUGGCGACCGCUGACAUACAAGAAUCACGGCGG
Molecule: messenger RNA, 2125 nt
Organism: Suhomyces tanzawaensis NRRL Y-17324
Lineage: Eukaryota; Fungi; Ascomycota; Pichiomycetes; Serinales; Debaryomycetaceae
Exons: 1
Coding region: 68-1918 (616 amino acids)
Biological process (GO): ribosomal large subunit biogenesis; protein import into nucleus
Source: RefSeq, a predicted model, not a curated record